AGCAAAAUCUAAAUCCAUACAGUAGUUUGGAAUUAUAUUCUCCCAAAACGAGAUUCAGACAAGACAUGAGGUAGGCAUUUCUCCACACUGGUUAAUCAAUCCCGCAAACAGGAAUGUGGAAUGUCCAGAGUUGUUUGAACAUUUAGAAUGUGGAAUGUCCAGAGUUGUUUGAACAUUUAAACCCCCAUGUGACGCUCCAGCACAGACUGAACCCAGCUCAUUUAUCGUGACACUUUAGAAGCUCUGAAGCUCAACAAGUAAACGCUGGAUUAACAGUUUCUCUAAUGAAAUUCUCCCAAGGGAUUCAGACAUCGUUGUCAAUUCCAUUAAGUGUAAUUUCUCCAUACUGGUAACUCAGCUCUGCAAACAGGGUUUGUUAAAUCCAGAGUUGUUUGAAGCAUAUCUCAAGCUGGAGACAAAUAGAGAGUCUGUUGGAUUGGACGGUCAGGCCGAGACAUGACGGACAUGGGACUGCUGCUGUGGUGGCUGGCUGCGACUCUGUGGCUCUGUCUUCCCUCGCUCUCACAAUGCAACCCACUCUAUGUGAUGACGGCUCCUAACCUCCUGAGGGUGGGUGGCCCAGAGAGGGUGUUUGUGGAGGCCCAGGACUACGCUGGCGAUGCCUUUGAUGUCACGCUCACUGUGAAAGACUACCCACGCAAGACCACAGAGCUUGUCCGCGAGACUGUCCAUCUCUGUCAAGAUAAUAACAAUCAAGAAUUGGCAGAAAUUACAAUCCCAUUUGGAAAUGAUGUGUUUGUGGAGGACGAGUCCCUGAACCAGUAUGUCUACCUGCAGGCCCAGUUUCCAGGUCACCUGCUGGAGAAAGUGGUGCUGGUCUCAUUCCAGUCUGGAUACAUCUUUGUGCAGACAGACAAGACCAUAUACACACCUUCAAGCACAGUUCUGUACAGAAUCUACACCCUGAGUCUUUCUCUGAAGCCCUCAGAACAGCAAAUUACAAUGAAUGUUAUGAAUCCGGAGGGAAUUGUGGUAGAUCAGGAGGCGUUAACCCCACAAAAAGGCAUUUGCUCGGGAGCGUACAAAAUUCCUGACUUCGCCAGCACUGGGACAUGGACAAUUGUAACAGGAUUUAGGGGCACAACCAAAAGCAACUCUUAUGAAUUUGAGGUGAAGCACUAUGUUCUACCCCGAAUUGAGGUAACGCUGACACCACAAAAGCCCUACUUUUACAUCGAUGAUGAGGCACUAAUAGUGAAUAUCAGUGCCAGGUACUUGAAUAGGAUGGAGGUGACGGGAGUUGGGUUUGUGGUGUUUGCGGUACAGGGUGCAGAGUCAGAUACAAGGAAGGUGGGCUCAACACAGAGAGUAGAGAUUGAUGAGGGGAGAGGACACGCAGUGCUGAGGAGGCAGCACCUGCAGCAGAUGAUCCCCAACACCACUGACCUCCUCCAGCUGACUGGGGCCUCAUUAUAUGUGCAGGUCACUGUGCUGACCCACACAGGCCACGAAAUGGCGGAGGCCAACAUAGGUGGCAUUCGGGUAGUCAGCUCUCCGUACGUUAUUCACUUCAAAAGGACCCCCAAGUACUUCAAGCCAGGAAUGCCAUUCACAUGUCUGAUUUCCGUGGACAAUCCUGACGGUUCACCAGCAGGGGGCGUCCAAGUGGAGAUCAGAGAUCACAGGAAGUCAGCAGCCAUCAGUGGCAUCACAGAGCGCAAUGGCCUGGUGAAGCUAACAGUAAAUACCGACACAAAAGACUCUGUGCUCCUACUUAGCGCAUCUACCAAGGCCCCUGGUCUCAAAGAUGCUCAACAGGCUAGAGCGGACAUGAGAGCAUUACCGUAUGUGUCCAAGGGAGGUUCCAAGAAUUAUCUGCACAUUGGUGUGGAUGCUGCAGAGCUGACCAUCGGCGAUCAGCUCAAGGUCAACCUGUUCGUGGGAGGAAGUCCUAGAGCCCAGAAUAAUGACUUCACGUACCUAAUCUUGAGCAAAGGACAGCUGGUGAGUGCCGGCAAGAGGCAAGGCCAGGAGGUAAUAUCCUCGUCCUUACCAGUGACCAAGGACAUGGUCCCCUCCUUCCGUAUCGUGGCGUACUACCAUGUGGGCUCAUCUGAGGUGGUGUCUGACUCAGUAUGGGUGGACGUGGAAGACCCCUGCAUGGGAAAAGUGAAAGUAGAGGCAUCCCAGCAAACAUACUCCCCUCGUCAGCACUUCAGCCUGAAGAUCACCGGAGACCCAGGGGCCAGAGUGGGUCUGGUGGCUGUGGAUAAGGGAGUCUACGCCCUCAAUAACAAGCACAGACUCACCCAGACCAAGAUUUGGGACAUUGUUGAAAGUCAUGACACUGGGUGCACUGCUGGCAGUGGUAAAGACAGCAUGGAGGUUUUCUAUGAUGCGGGACUGGUGUUUGAGACCAGCACUGCAGGAGGAACUUCCCCAAGGACAAGUACUCACUGUCCCGCACAUGUAAGAAGACAACGUUCACUAAAAGGUGAAUUAGAUGGUGUUUUUGAGGAUGUAGUGGUCUCGCGUUCACAUUUUCAAGAGAGCUUUCUUUGGCACGAUGCACAGCUUGCUACAUGCAGAGAUAGUGACAAAGAUUGUACCAGUGUGUCCCUCAGUCAGCUGGGCUUUGUGGCCGAUGCCAUCACUAGCUGGGCCAUCACAGCUAUCAGCCUUUCUGAAGCAACGGGUAUUUGUGUAGCUACUGCCCUGGACAUAGGCAGUACUAAGCAUUUUUCGUUGGACUUGAAAGUACCUCACUACUCCAAAUGCAAUGAGCAGCUGGAGAUUGUAGCCAUUCUGGACAACUUGGAAGACAGGGACAUAAAGGUACACUUGAAGUUAGUUGAGACAAGACGGAUGUGCAGCUUGGCUACAGACAGGGGUGGGUACCACACCACAGUGGAGCUGAAGGCCCGGAGCACCCGGGCGGUGCCCUUUGUCAUCGUCCCCAUGGAGACGGGAGAGCAAACCGUUGAGGUGAUGGCCGUGUCAGAUAAUGUCGGGUACACUGACGGUGUAAGAAGAAACAUCAACGUCCUGCCAGCUGGUGUUCUGAGGAAGAAAGUUGUGAACAUGGACCUGAAUCCCUUCAAUUCUGGAGGGUUCUUUAUGUCUGUGAUUGGACCGGAACUGACAGCUGCUAGUGAUAAGAUACCAAAUAUGCCUGUUCAUCAUCUGAUAACUGCACAAGCCCACCACCUGGCGCCCCCUAUGGUCCUCAGUGGGGAGUCUCUCGCCCCUCUCCUGCGACAGACUGGUUUUGGCAGAGGGGAGCAGGACCUGGUUGGCCUGGCGAUGCCCCUCAGCGCCACCUACUACCUGGACCGAACCCAGCAAUGGCUGGAGGGGAGGGCAGAGGCAGUGAGAGCCAUUCAACAAGGAUACCAGAAUCUGCUCUCAUACCGAAAACUGGAUGGGUCGUACAGUGUUUAUGAAACCACACACAGCAGCACUUGGCUGACUGCUUAUGUGGCUAAAAUAUUCUCCAUGGCAAGUGGCAUUGCCAACAUUGAUGGGAACAUGAUCUGCAGUGCCCUCUUGUGGCUCGCUGCAAAUAUGCAGAAUCCAGAUGGAAGCUUCAGAGAGCCCUCUCCUGUCCCAUAUACAGUUUCUAGCAUCGGCAAUGUGUACGGCAGAGACAGGGAUGCCUCUAUCACUGCCUUCGUGCUGAUUGCCAUGCAGGAGAGCCCCACAGCUCUCUGUACUGAGAAGAGAAUUUCCAACAGUAUAGUGAGAGCAACGCACUACCUGAGCCUUAGGAUCCAUACUCUGACCAAUCCCUAUGCGGUUGCCAUGGUGUCCUAUGCCCUCGCUGGUAUCCUGAGGCAAGAUGUCCUCCGGAGGCAGGCCUUAGUAGGUGCUUUUAAUUGGCCAGUCCCCGGCAACCACCUCUUCACUCUAGAGGCCACAGCCUACGCCCUGUUGGCCCUGGUGAAGGCCAAUGAGUUUGAGAAGGCAGCACCCAUCGUGAAAUGGCUGAAUGAACAGCAGAAACCUGGGGGAGGCUACGGAUCCACACAGGCCACCCUCAUGGUGUACCAGGCUCUGGCGGAGUACACUGCCCAGGGCAGGCAGCAGCAGACGGACACCUUACUGGAGGUCACCCUCAACAUGGCGGACCGGACAAAACCUCUCACCUGGACCUUCACACGGGCACGCGCUCUCAGGCGACACUCUGUCAAGCUUACACUGGACAAAAACAUGACAGUAACUGCCAGAGGAAAUGGACGAGGGUCUCUUUCAGUGAUAACGAUGUACUAUUCUAUGCCGAGUGGUCAGGAAGGACCAUGCCAUAAAUUUAAGCUGAAUCUGUCCUUCCAGGAAUUACCUCAAGGUUCCCAUGAAGAGGCAUCAGAAAACUAUUUACUCACAAUUGACAUCUCGUACCAGUCCAACGACAGUGGUUCCACCACAGCUAUCUUGAAUAUUGGGAUUCUGACAGGAUAUGUUAUACAUGCAGAGGAUCUGAAGAAGUUGGCCACAGGUAAGACAUGGGAGAUGGAUGAGAGGUCCCGUUCACAGGGCAACAUUGUCAUUUAUCUAAACAAGAUCACUGAUCAGAGGCCGGAGCGGAUUGCUUUUCGACUGCGCAGAGUGGUAAACGUGGGUCUGUUGCAACCGGCUGGGGUCUCUGUGAAAGAAUACAACUCACAUGAGGAGUGUCUGAAGUUCUACCAUCCGGAGAAGACAAAUGGCUCCCUCGGCUUGAUCUGCCAGCAGCAUAUCUGCAAGUGUGCUGCAGAGAGCUGUGGUGUGCAGAUGAAGCAGGUGGCAGAGGAUUUGUCCCGGCAUGAAGUGGCCUGCAGGCUAUUCAGGGAUUACGUUUACAAAGUCACUGUGGAGGCAGUUCACCUGUCCAGCUGGAUCGACACCUAUCACUUGAGAGUGAAACUGGUGGUCAAACCGGGCACAGAUGACAUUGCGGAGGAGGACAUUCGCCAGUUUCUGUCUCUCCCUCAGUGUAGAGAGGGGCUGGAUCUGACCGAAGGCAAAACAUACCUGUUCAUUGGCCGUUUGCCUGACCUCAUGAAAGUUAAUGAAAGGUACCAGUAUGUGCUGAGCAAACACACCUGGAUUGAGUACUGGCCUACAGACAGUGAGGGAGAAACCCCCGAGUACAAGUCUAAGUAUAUGGCCAUUCAGCAGUUUGCUAAUGAACUCAGACAUAUUGGAUGCCAGUUGUGACAAUUUUAUAUAUAAACCAUAUAAUGAAAAGUUGUCUAAA
Alosa sapidissima (American shad) is the source of this 5194-nucleotide messenger RNA. Its product is annotated as complement C3-like. Gene Ontology annotation, cellular component: extracellular region. The record is from RefSeq and is a predicted model, not a curated record. Gene Ontology annotation, molecular function: endopeptidase inhibitor activity; protein binding. The transcript has 40 exons. NCBI's taxonomy places the organism in Eukaryota, Metazoa, Chordata, Actinopteri, Clupeiformes, Clupeidae. Bases 457 to 5154 code for a protein of 1565 amino acids.